AUGCUCCUAUUUAUUUCCUUAUUCGCCAUCAUAUCUCUUAUCCAAUUCAUCCAACCCAACAAGUUCUCUAAUGCUCCCGAAGGCUCUGAAGACAAGAUCCUCGAAGAACACUCUUGGCAUCAAUUUGCUCUUCUUGGCAUCACAUUUGUUGUCGGACUUGUCAGAGGUUGGAUUGCGAUAGGCGCGCCAGAUGUGCCCCAGCGUCUUCCGAAUAUGAAAAGACCCAUGUAUUUUGUGAUUGGUUAUGGCGUGUUUCAAGCAAUUCUCGGGAUAUCACUGACUUUUUUGCAUUCUCCCGAUUCGGAGACCAGAUACCUCAUAACCACUGUGUCACAAGUUCUACUGGCAGUACUUCUCGGCUAUUUCGCGUUUCCAUACCUAUUCACGUGUACUAUCUACUACACUUGGAUAUUCUUCCCAACAUUCUUAUGCACGAUGUUUUUUAUCAUGCCACUGGUUAAAUAUCAAGAGUGUUACUACAGUCAAUACAUAUGUUGGGUGUUGAUGAUAUUCGUUGGUCUACUCGAAUUGUAUUUGAUGGCUGUUAAUCAAAUUUAUGAUGGAUAUCACCAUUCUCAGCGUCCACCGCCGAGGCCUUUCUAUUCGUAA
Caenorhabditis remanei is the source of this 609-nucleotide messenger RNA. RefSeq lists its product as uncharacterized. The record is from RefSeq and is a predicted model, not a curated record. Bases 1 to 609 code for a protein of 202 amino acids. NCBI's taxonomy places the organism in Eukaryota, Metazoa, Nematoda, Chromadorea, Rhabditida, Rhabditidae. The transcript has 3 exons.